GGGCUCGACCCGGCUACCUUCCGAUUACAAGGAAAACUUCCAACUCUUGAGCCACGAUCAUGAUAUCAUACGAAUCUGCCUAGUAUGAUAUUAAUCAUACUAGGCAGAUUUACUGCACUGCCAUUUACUACCCAUUUACCCAUGUAUGGCUAUUGUCAGUACAUGUUGCUCGUAAACUUUCUUUAAGUGUGUAACAUUCACAGUGAUAUUGUUGAUGGUAACGUGUAUGAUUCCAGCAUACCUGACAGGCACUUUUGACUUUUUGUACACAGUUAAUUAUGUAAAGCCCCUUGCAUUGCAUUUAUAAUCAAGUUCACUGAUUGACUAUCCUGCAGUGAUGUUUUCCUGUAUUCCUGUUUCAUCCACUUACAUACAAACAUACAAGUAUAAAUAAAUACAAUCUAUAGAAAGAGAAAUAUGUUUGAUAUGUUUUUUAUUUAGUUGCACACAAAUAGCAUUCUCUGCCAACAGGUUCAGAAGACACAACUAUGUAGAAACACAUAACAGACCAGAACCACAGAAGCAAUGUGUACAAGCAGGUGGCAAACACAAGUUUUUGUACAACACAAGCCUCUGCAACAGCUUCAGUGUUUCCUGGAAUUGAUUCGGAAACACUAACAGAGCUAUUAUCUGUCUGUUAUGACAGUCAAAUUUCCCCCAGAUAGGUUGAGGUCUAGUGACUGUGAAAGAUAUGAUCACACCAUUUUCAUAAUCAUCUAUUCAGUGACCCCUCUUCAAAUACUUACGUCACAAUACAAAGAUAAUCUCUCAUAGCAACUUUGUACUGAUUUUACGACUCGUUUCCCUUUGAGAAGUGGACCCUAACAUGGCAGCAAAGUGCAACAAUGUCUCUCCGUGUGGGGGUCAGAAGUUCAGGGUAUGCCUUUAAUUUUCUUGCUUGUACAGACAAGUACAAAUGACAGUACAAUGGUAUGAAUAAUCCUUCUCAAUUUACCAGUAUAAAAGUAAAACAAUUACAUCGUCUCAUCGGGGCACUCCUCCUAUGGCCAGUCUUUGCACAUCAUAAUAACACAGAAGAAAUGAAAGCAAUUCAUUCUCAAUUGCUGUUAAUUUCAGGGGAUUUUCCAACCUGUUUUGGUUCAAAAGAGCCAAAGGAAAAUCCUCAUCGAUGUUGGAGUAACAACUAGAUGCUUUUAUUGUUUGUACACUGAUAAUACUGUGCUGUCAUUGUAAACCACUCAAAAUAAAUAAAUAACACAUUGUGAUCAUACUGAAGACCAAAAACAGCAGUCCAGGCAUCAGUUGGGAUAAAGGAGCUGGAAACAUCACCUGAUAAAGAAAAAAAACCAACAGACUGAAUGAAAAACAGAAGUUUCCUUCAUUGCACUAUAUUCACCAAUCACAAGCCUCUUCUUUCCCCUUUUGCCACCCUAGACUUUUGACUAAUCACCGAUCUGGAUGAAUUGCACUACCGUACUGUCCAUCCCCUUUCUUUUCUUCUGUGUUAUAAUGAUGUGCAAUGACUAGCCAUAACAGGAUUCUGAGCUCCUAUCGGGCCAAGUUUUACAGUGUCUACGGUCACCGUAUAGACUUUGCGCUACUGUAGACUCGACGGUACUUUCCUCCCAAGACCUAAACAAGUAAAUCAUGGCUUUGGACAGUGACAGUUAUGAUUACAUACACUUUAAUGAGACUCACAGCAGCGAGAUCGAGUAUGACAUUAAGAUAUCAGAACUUUACUAUCCUGCUGCUGUCAACAGUCUCGUCUUCUUCAUCAGCCUUCCUGCAAACAGCUUCCUGCUGUGGGUCCUCUGGACGGAACGAGCUUGGAAGAUCACAUCGGAUAUUUUACUUCUUCAGCUCACAGUUUCUAACCUCUGCCUCACUGUGACAUUGCCUUUUGCAGCCUGUAAUGCACUCCAUGGGUGGGUCUUUGGAGAGUGGGCCUGCGGAGUAGGUGUAGGGAUUUAUUUUCUGGGACUGUUCACCGCCGUGGUGAUCCUCACUGCCAUGUCUUUGCAUUCUUAUGUUACUGUGGUUCAGCCUUGGUGCUUGUCUGCACAGGCCUUAACAAAAUAUGGUGUUCUCAUAGGUAGCAUUGUGAUGUGGCUGGUGUGUGCUGCUGCAAGCAUUAAACUGGCUGUGAGUUGUCGAGUCAUUGAAUUUGCUGACAUUAAAGUGUGUGUAAAUUUGGUGGAGUCACUAACCAUGAAACUCACUGAAAUCUACACACAGAUUUUUCUUUUCUUUCUCAUUCCUGUCCUUAUCACUUCAUUCUGUUAUGUUCACAUGUGGAUAAUGGCGAAGCAGGGCAGGAUAAACAGCCAACAACAGCCUUCAAAAUUGAUUUUAGGCAUAACUGUCAGUACUUUUCUAUGUUUGGCCCCUUCUAGCAUCCACAUGUUUAUACAGUCCUUGCUACUAUUGGAUUUUUAUGAGUACACACGUGAACUGAUAUAUGCAUUGCACUAUGCUUGGUUGAUCAUUCAUCCCAUCAUUCACAUCUACUGCUGCUUUAUCCCUUUGGUGCAUUUUAUAGGAGUACAAAGGUUUAGGAGGUAUCUUCCCAUGCCGUGCAAUACAUUAUCCCUGUGCAGAGAUGAAACUAAAACUGACAGUCCAAUGGCAUUAAUCCCUCUCCAAAAUGCGGAAGAAAUUUGAAUUUACUGUAGCAUGCAUGCAUUAGGAUGAGAUGGGUAGAUGCUGGAGAAUUUGAUUAGAUAAAUUAGCUGAACUUAAUAUAGUACAAGCAAAAAAACAACAAAAAAAGUUGGCAGCGACUAUUAAUGAUAGAGUCUGACUUUUUUUGAUGCCAAAGGGGUGUACCACACAGCAAGAUUAAGUUUUCUGUUACAAAAGUGACUUUGUUUUUACCUGGCUAAAUCACCAUGGCAACAUGCUUAAUCGAGGGCCAGUGUCCUGCAGAUUUUAGAUCUCACCCUGGGUCAACACACCUGAAUCAAAUGAUUAGUU
Haplochromis burtoni (Burton's mouthbrooder) is the source of this 2934-nucleotide messenger RNA. RefSeq names its product chemokine XC receptor 1-like. Gene Ontology annotation, cellular component: membrane. Gene Ontology annotation, biological process: immune response; G protein-coupled receptor signaling pathway. The record is from RefSeq and is a predicted model, not a curated record. NCBI's taxonomy places the organism in Eukaryota, Metazoa, Chordata, Actinopteri, Cichliformes, Cichlidae. Gene Ontology annotation, molecular function: G protein-coupled receptor activity. The transcript has 2 exons. The coding region runs from base 1609 to 2622 and encodes 337 amino acids.